Messenger RNA from Caenorhabditis briggsae, 276 nucleotides. The transcript has 3 exons. The record is from RefSeq and is a predicted model, not a curated record. Lineage: Eukaryota; Metazoa; Nematoda; Chromadorea; Rhabditida; Rhabditidae. Bases 1 to 276 code for a protein of 91 amino acids.
AUGAUCGCCGCUCUUCUUCUCGUCAUCGUUGCCGUCUCCGAUAUUGUAAAUGCCGCCCCACAACCACCCACUUCAUGCGCCAUUGACGAGCGCGCCCAGAUCCCAUGUGUCUGCUGUAAGAAGGAUUGUUGGUAUUCCAUCGCAGCGGCUGCCACACACGAGCUUGGACACAUGCCAGGAGAAGCUGGAGAACGUGAAGCCAUGGCCACAUUGAGACUGAUCCGCGCAUGCAUGAUUGCUGAAUGUGCUCAAGUCUGCUCUGCUUCGCCAUUCUGA